GAGCAACGGGUUCUAUUGGCCAAUCUAAUUUGGUGGAUUCUUCCCUCUACCCCAGCUCCACUGUAUCUCGCCCCAUAUUAAUCACGUGCUCUCUCCUCCCGCCGUCCGUCUCUAAUCCAGUCAUUGUGAACCCCAAAUUCAGAUCUCUCAUCACUCGCCACGUCGGGACACUCCUCGUCUCUCUCUCUCUCUCUAUCACGCGCACGCUCACUCUCCCCCAGAGCUGAGUCUCAGCUUACUAAAAAUAUCUCCCUCUCGCAACAGGACAGUCAUUAUGAAGAUUGGCACAACAAUGUGUUGUAAUGGCAGAAAAGUGCCUUGGUUUUCAUGGAGUUUGCAAAUGCUAGAUUGGAAAAGUAUACAGAAACUUCAUUACAAUGUGAUUGCCUGCAAUGUCAAGAUGAGCCACCCAAGGUUGUCUUAUCUGCAUCCGGGUUCUGCAACCAAGAAAUGGAUGAGCCGUGAAUUCUGGAGAACGUCUACCAUGCCAAUUGAUUUGGGGGAUUCUUCAUCGAUACAAACUGAAGAUGAAGAGAAUGGAUCUACUGGUUCAUCAGAGGACCUUCUUGCUCAACCAUUGAGCAGUGAUGAUUUGAAGGCACUGCUAGCAGAUUCUGAAAGAGAAAAGCUCAUGAAAAAACUAAGUGAAGCCAAUCAACAUAAUAGGUUCCUUAAAAGACAGGAUAUUUUACAUUAUGAUACAUGCUUGAAAACUGAUGACAUCUUAUUUUUGUUCGCUUCUCCACAGCUGCAUGUAAAAGAAGAUGAACUGGUUAACUGGAAAAAUGAACUGGCUGUAAUGGAACUUGAAAUUCAGGCUUUAGUUAAGCUGGCAGAAGAAAUAGCUCAAUCUGACAUUCCAGAAGGUUCAAGAAAGAUAAAUGGGAAAUACAUUCAAUCUCACCUCCUUUCACGUUUAGAAGCUGUCCAUGAAAGAUUGGAGGAACAAAUAAAGGACAUUGAUGCUGUACAAUCCAAGGAGGUUCACUUAUUCUGGUGUGGCAUGGCAGAGAGUGUACAAGUAAUGGGCUCCUUUGACGGUUGGAGUCUAGGGGAGCACUUAUCACCGGAGUAUGAUGGUUCAUUUACCAAGUUUACCACAACAUUAAUGCUUAGACCUGGAAGGUAUGAGAUCAAGUUCUUGGUAGAUGGAGAGUGGCAACUGUCUCCAGAAUAUCCUACGGUUGGCGAGGGACUAACCGAAAAUAACUUGUUAGUUGUUGGGUGAGUAGGCGUCUGCAGGUCUCAGUUCCCAGUGUAAGCUGCAUUUCUCUUGAUGGAUCUCUAGUAGGCUAGAGCUUAUCAUACGUUUUUAUACUAAAUGUAUGCAUGUGAAUUGUAAAUGCUUGGUAUGUAUUAUGAGUAGAUAUGAAGAACGUUUGUUGGUUUGGACGAUCAGAUUCACUUGUUUUAUGUGGCAUCAACUCUUUACCUUCAAUGAAGGUGACAUCAUUAUA
Manihot esculenta (cassava) is the source of this 1457-nucleotide messenger RNA. RefSeq names its product protein PTST, chloroplastic. The coding region runs from base 275 to 1228 and encodes 317 amino acids. The record is from RefSeq and is a predicted model, not a curated record. NCBI's taxonomy places the organism in Eukaryota, Viridiplantae, Streptophyta, Magnoliopsida, Malpighiales, Euphorbiaceae. The transcript is spliced from 9 exons.